AUGGCCCAGCCACUAAUGUAUGGCCUGGCCAUUGAGGCCAAUCUUCCCAAUGGGCAGCUGUCACUGCACAAUUACCGCAAGUUCCUCUCACAGUCAAACGACAUCAUCACCAUUCCUGCUGAGGCAUCACGCCGCACCCUCAAAAGAAAACCAGCCACCAUCAAUCUUCACCAGGCAAAGAUUCAUAAACAGCCACAGCAUGACUUUCUUCUGUAUUCUCCUGUCUCUUCCGCUCCAUCAAGUCCGCCUCCUCUUUCGUUCUGUCAGUCUGUGGUGACACUGCAUGGAGACCUGCCUACUCCAGUAUCUCCAUCACCACUCCCAUCAUCAACCAUCAGGUCGUUGUCUAGGCCGUCAUCAGUAGCCAGAUCAUCAGCUUCACAGCGAAUAGAAUCCUUCUCAUCCAGGAUCAAACAGUCCAAAAACGAAUCAACCAUCUCAUAUGCCCACCAUCGAGCUUCAUCAGAUUCGAUGCUUGGAAUGGAAAAUUCGCACCCGACUAUUAAUCACAACGGUGCUUCUUUUCAGAUUCUCAAUCCUCACAAGUCUCUGGAAGGCUCAAGAAUUGUGCCACCAUCGGUCCGCUCAUCCACCCAGUCUGGGCUAGCCGAGAUGCUUCAGAUAGACCAAGAAAAGCCUUACCUGGCACGAGAGCAGUCGCUAUUGGAUGGUUUUGUGCGUCCACUGUCAGCUUCUGAGAGUGACAUAUUAUCAAGAGCUCCGAUGAAACCUGCACCGCCUAUUCCAGCUGAAGAAACAAAUUCUGACUCUUCGUUCGUUGCAUUGCCUUCUAUUAAGGAUGAGCCUAUGUCUUCAAGGCCAGAAACACCUCAGCUUCCAGAAAGAGCGCCUACACGCACACUACGCCAGAAGGUUUCUCAUUUUUUUGGCAGUGCCGAGAAAAGGGGCGAUGUCGAUUCCCAGAAUAGCGGGAAGCGCAGCUCAAAUGUAUCGACUCUCUACGCCGGUUCCCAUCAGCCAUCUAUCGCUGCACGCAAAUCGAUUGAUAGUAGUAGUGAUGAUGAUGAGGAGUGCACCAUUGACGAAGCUCCCAUCACUCCUCUAUCGCUGGAGGUGCCUCGCUAUCUGUUUGGUGAAGACGACUUUUUGAGCUUUUCCGAAGAGAACGGGGUGGGUGAAAAACACGGUGCUGUAGAGUCAGAGCCUUCCAUUCCAGGUGAUCUUCGUCGCGUCUCUUCCCUCGACUCUGAAACGCCAGGUUCCAAGCUAGCAGCCGCCCAGUGGCACGACCAAGCCGUUGAACAAGAUGAACAACAAGAAGAUACUCUGCCAGCUGCGUGUAACGAUGAUGGGCAAACCAAAAAUACCGUCUGUACAAGGCCCUGGCGUCGACCAGUCUACGGUUCUCACUCUUCCAACAGACAUCAAACUCUGCAUGACGCACUGAGUCAGUUGAACACCAACCGUCAGAGCGGAGUGACAUACGAAGACAUCACAGAAUUUCUCCGAUCUCAAGCAGGAGAGGUGGACUGUGAAUCCCAAACUCACGAUGGCGUCGAGAAGCCGUGGCAGCCCGAAACAUGGCACGAGCUCGAAACCUUUUCCCGGCCACUGUGUAGUCGCGCAUCGGAUGGUGAGCUUUCCACAACUGCGCCCAGUACAAGACCAUCGAUCCGUCCGUAUGCCAGGCAGGCUGCUGCGUUUAUUGCAGGAGACGGCCUUGACAACGCUAGUGUCACUUCGUUUGGCACUGCGAUAGACGAUGUUGAAGAUAAUGAAACCGAGAAGCGGGCCGAAUUUGCAAUGGAAGAGGCGAUUGAAGAAGCUGCAGCCAAACUCCCUUCUAGCCGCAAGUCAACGAUGCGUCGAGCCAUCUCCCAUCGAGCGCGGCCCCUCUCCUCGAACCCACCUGAACUCGACAUCCCAAUCUUCCUAGCCGAGUCGAGGUCCAGCUCGUCGCUGUCGCCGUCUUGCCAAAACGUCCAAAGCCCCAAGGCCGACGAUACUGCAGCUGGUGGUAAUAAUGGUAGCAGUGCCAAUAGCCCUAGCGCCGAAACAGUCGCAAGUGCUACCAGAGUGCCCGCCCCCGCCCCCACGGUGUCACUGUCGCCGGGGCCGCAGAUAGCUGCUGGAACAGGCCUUAACUGUCAUUUAGGCGUCCCCGAAGACUUGGUACAUGGCGCUGCGGACCCUGGAUCCAAAGCGACGUUGUUGCGAGGAUCGGCGCCUUUAACCGGCGUCAGGGGAAGUGGAGGCAAGAUGAAGAAAGCAACCAAAAAGCAUCAGCAAAAGGACAAGCGCGUAUAUACGCGACACAACUUUAGCCGCCCCGUGCUGACAGAGACUAUUGUUGAUACUAGCUUCUGGAUGCUGCUGCUCCUGAGUGGUGAAGUGAAAGAAAAAGUCUUGCGGACACGGAGAGGAGAAAAAUCC
Molecule: messenger RNA, 2394 nt
Organism: Talaromyces rugulosus
Lineage: Eukaryota; Fungi; Ascomycota; Eurotiomycetes; Eurotiales; Trichocomaceae
Exons: 4
Source: RefSeq, a predicted model, not a curated record